Molecule: messenger RNA, 1521 nt
Organism: Suillus clintonianus
Lineage: Eukaryota; Fungi; Basidiomycota; Agaricomycetes; Boletales; Suillaceae
Product: P-loop containing nucleoside triphosphate hydrolase protein
Exons: 4
Coding region: 1-1521 (506 amino acids)
Biological process (GO): tRNA methylation; tRNA wobble uridine modification
Cellular component (GO): cytoplasm
Molecular function (GO): GTP binding
Source: RefSeq, a predicted model, not a curated record
AUGUCGCCGUCUCUUGGGAGAACAUUGUCUACUGUAUCCUUACGCACCUCAGAUGAGAGUGUAGCUGUUCGCAACCACCGGCGAGUCGAGGAUGCUUCACGUCGCCCAGACACAUGUAAUGUUGUCAUUUUUGGACAAACAGGCGCUGGUAAAAGUUCCUUGGUCAACUUGAUCACUUGGACGCAAGCGUCUCCGACGUCGCCUGACACCAAGGGAUGUACAACUGAAUCCACCGUAUAUGAGCAUGAUGCUGUGACUCAGAACAAGACGUUAAAGGUACAACUGUUUGACACGGUCGGUUUGGAUGAGGGACCUGAGGGAACAGUCCCCAAUGAGCAAGCUCAAAUAGCUUUGAAAAAGCUCCUUAAAACUCUUGAGGCGAACCGGGGCAUUCAUCUUCUCAUGUACUGCGUGCUGGGCUCAAAGGACGCCCAGGCGCUCGAGCGCAACUACAAGUUACUGUGCUCCAAAGUGAAGGGAGGGGUGCCUAUCGUCCUUGUCGUUACAGGUCUGGAAGGCCGAAAGCCAGAAAUGGAACAGUGGUGGACGGAUAACGAGAAAUCGAUCUCAGACCUCGGGAUGAAAUUUUCUGGUCACGCCUGUAUUACCGCGGUGACCAUUAAUGAAAGUGACACAGACGAGGUCAGACAGCGUCGCGAACAGUCAUACCACGCUGUCUGCAACCUUUUCGAGCAUUGUCGCCCGCAGAAUGGGACGGAGAAUUUUAGAGGGACUACUCUCCCUCCCGCAAGGAGGACUAAAAACAUCGUGCUCUUUGGGGAGACUGGGGCAGGCAAAAGCUCCCUCGUCAACCUCAUGGCUGGGAAGGAGGUAGCGCUCACAUCUUCCGGCACGCAACACUGUACGAUGCGCUGGCAAGAUUAUAACAUCGAAUUCAACGGCGAGUCUUUUAAGGUUUUCAAUACAUUUGGACUCGAGGAACCGCAACUUGGAAUCAAAGAAUACCUCGAGUCCGUCGAAAACGCCUAUAGGCUCAUCAAGGAAUUGGACUCGCAAGGCGGCAUUGAUCUGCUUCUGUUCUGCAUUCGCGCCGGAAGAAUGACCACCACUAUUCAGAGUAAUUACCGGCUCUUUCACGAAUUUCUCUGCGAGAAGAAGGUUCCCAUUGUUCUUGCGAUCACGAACCUCGAAAGAGAGCAGAGGAUGGAAGACUGGUGGGAUAGAGAACACGACAUCUUCCCUCGAUAUCAAAUCUACGUCGCUGGUCAUGCGUGCAUCACCGCCGCCAAUGGAUUGGAUAGCAGGCACAAAGACCUCUAUGAAGAAUCACGCAUCACGAUACGUCACCUCGUCAAGCAAUCUACUGCUGAUGGGCAGAAGCAAGCAUGGACAGGAGGGGAUAACCUGUUCGCUUCAUUCAUGCGCAAGGUGAAGCAGCUGCUUACAGGGGGUUCACAUGUGAAAAGGAAAGAUCUUAUCCCUCGUCUCACGAAGCAUUGCGGGAUAUCCCAGGAAGUCGCGAAGCAUUUAGCUGAUAUAAUAAAGCAACAGAAAUGUUGA